AUGCUGCGCUUGGGCAAGCAACAAGAGUUCAAGCGCAAUUUCAACUUCCUCAGUGCGCUGGCUUUUGUAAGCGUGUAUAUGGCCACGUGGGAAUUCGUCCUGGUUUCGCUUUCCGUCGGAUUCAGUAAUGGAGGUUUUGCGGGACUGUUCUGGUGUUUUAUCACGACAACGGUGUGUUAUUCGAGUAUUGUGGCGAGUUUGGCGGAGAUGGAGAGUAUGGCGCCGACGGCUGGAGGGCAAUACCAUUGGGUUUCUGAGUUUGCUCCACCACGAUUCCAACGAGUCCUCUCAUACGCUUCUGGAUGGAUGUCGACACUUGGAUGGCUUGCCUCCGUAGCCAGCAGCACCUUCGUCGUUGCCACACAGAUCGAGGCUAUGAUCAAUGUGACAAUGCCUGAUUUCACUUUCCGACCCUGGCAGUACUUCCUCUCGAUGCUAGGGUUCACAUUGAUCACGAUCGUGUUCAAUACAUGGGGCGCUCCAUGGCUGCCAAAGCUGGAAGUGCUAUGCCUCUGGCUCCAUCUCGCCGGCUUCAUCAUCGUGCUCAUCCCGCUCUGGAUCCUCUGCGACAAGAACAGCGCCUCCGACGUCUUCCUCACCUUCACCGACAACAGCGGAUACAACAACACCGGCACCGCCUACCUCAUCUCGCAGGUCUAUGUCAUGUACUCCUGUCUCGGCUCCGACUCGGUCGUACACAUCUCCGAAGAAGUCGCCGACGCAUCCAUCAUCGUGCCGCGAGCAAUGUGGUGGUCGUACAUCGUCAACACUACCUUAGGCUUCAUCAUGCUCAUUACCAUGCUCUUCUGCAUCGGACCAUUGGAUGUCGUCCUGGAAUCCUCAAUCCCCUACCUAACCCUCUUCAACCGCACCAACUCCCCCUCCCUCUCCAUCUUCCUCAACGUCAUCCUCUUCCUCACAAUCUACGCCGGAAACAUCACCGCGCUCGCGACCUGCGCCCGGGAAAUCUUCGCUUUCGCCCGCGACAAGGGCCUCCCGUUCUCCUCCUUCUCCGCCCGCAUGAACAAGACCUGGAACAUCCCCUUCAACGCCGUCUACCUCACUUCCAUCGCCGUGGUCCUCCUCUCUCUAAUUCAACUGGGAUCCACUUUGGCGUUCAACAUCGUCGUCUCCCUUUCCCUGCUCGGCUUACUGUCCACCUACAUGAUUUCCAUCGGGUGUGUGCUACUCCGGCGCUUGCGGUCGCAACCCCUACCGCCAGCACGAUGGAGUCUAGGAAGAUGGGGGGUUGCCGUCAACGGCUUCGCGUUCGUAUACUCGGGGUUUGUGAUUGUGUGGAGUUGUUUCCCACCGACUCUGCCGAUCGAUACGGCCAGUGCGAAUUGGGCGCCAGCGGUAUGGGUGGGCGUUAUUGUGGUGAGCGUGGUGUUUUAUGUGGCGUAUGGGAAGGAGAGGUAUACGGCUCCCGUGGACUUCGUGGAGGGGAGGAGGAAGGAGGGGGUGGGGUUGCAGAGGAGUUCGAGUUGA
Molecule: messenger RNA, 1488 nt
Organism: Zymoseptoria tritici IPO323
Lineage: Eukaryota; Fungi; Ascomycota; Dothideomycetes; Mycosphaerellales; Mycosphaerellaceae
Exons: 7
Coding region: 1-1488 (495 amino acids)
Biological process (GO): transmembrane transport
Cellular component (GO): membrane
Molecular function (GO): transmembrane transporter activity
Source: RefSeq, a predicted model, not a curated record